AUGCUUGAGGAUAAUGUGUUCAUUGGUGAUAGACUUUUAACUUCCAAUGGUAAUGCACCAAAACAAGCUUGCAAACAUAUAAAAAGAAGUAUUGAGUACUUGUUGAAUGACGAUGAUGAAGAAGUAGAUGAGGGAAGCGAUGGCAGAAGAGUUGGACCAGGAGGAAGAGAAGAAGGUGGUGAAAGAGGUGGGCGAGGAGGAGGAAGUGGCCGUGGAAGAGGAGAUGGCUGUGGAAGAGAAGGUGGUCGUGGAAGAGGAGGUGGCCGUGGAAGAGGAGGAGGUGGUCGUGAAGGAAGAAGAGCUGAAGGUGACCGUGGGGGAAGAGAAGGUGGCCGUGGAGGAGGUGGCCAUGAAAGAGAAAAUGGACGUGGAAGAGAGGGUGAAGGAGAAGGUGGUCGUGAACAAGAAGGUGGCGUUGAAGUUGAAUAUGACCAUGGAGCAGGAGGCGGCCGUAGAGGAGGAGGAGGAGGUGGCUAUGGAGGAGAAGGUGGACGUGGAAGAGGAGGAGGAGGUGGCUAUGGAGGAGAAGGUGGCCGUGGAAGAGGAGGUAGAGGUGGAGGAGAAGGUGGCCGUGGAGGAAGAGGUGGAGGUGAUCAGUGGCAAGACGAUAUGGAAAAGGAUAAGAUGCAAUGUAAAAGAGGGAGCAAUGGAGGGCAGAAGCGGAAGAUGAGGAAUGAGGCCUACAAAGUCGUGCAUCGUUAUUUGAAGAAAUUUAAAAAUAACAAUGAGAAUGAUGAUGAUAAUAAUGAUGAUAAACGUUUUCUUUUCCGUGCAGGCCCAAGUUUUCAUUUUUACAAUUAUUAA
Molecule: messenger RNA, 804 nt
Organism: Cotesia glomerata
Lineage: Eukaryota; Metazoa; Arthropoda; Insecta; Hymenoptera; Braconidae
Product: glycine-rich cell wall structural protein 1.0-like
Exons: 3
Coding region: 1-804 (267 amino acids)
Source: RefSeq, a predicted model, not a curated record